Molecule: messenger RNA, 735 nt
Organism: Adineta steineri
Lineage: Eukaryota; Metazoa; Rotifera; Eurotatoria; Adinetida; Adinetidae
Source: the annotation of a GenBank genome assembly
AUGAAUGUGACAGCUGUUAUGGAUUCUAUCAACAAAAAACAGACACAUACUAGUAUAAAACGUACUUAUUCUAUAAAUAAACAAAAUAUGACAACGAAAUAUCCAAGAACAACAGAACAAGAUAUAAGAACAAAUUUUAUUAAUAAGAUCAAUGUUCGUGAUUAUUUUUUACAUGAACGAAUAUUUUCUAAUAUUAAAAUAAAACUAAAUGAACAAAUAAUUUGGUGUGAUAAAGCUUUAUUAGCAGCUGCAUCACCUAUUCUAUGCGAACAGCUUUUAAAAAAUGAUGAAAUUUUAUUAUUAAAUGAUAUUAAUCUAGAUGAUUUUCUAUUGAUGCUGGAAUUUAUCUAUCCAUUAUUUAAUCCUGAAAUUAAUCAACAGAAUAUAUCAUGUCUUAUAAAACUAUCACAUCGAUUUCAAUUUAGUAAAUUGAAAUUAAGAUUUGAUUUCAUAGAAGAAAAUUCUAUUGUAGACAUUCUUCAACAUGCUUGUCAAUAUUAUGUCAUGAAAUAUUUGAGCACGAUACGACAGAUUAUUGGUAAAUGUAAUCAUUUAGAAACGGAAGAUGAUUGCUUUGAUAGUAAUCAUAAUGAUACCUAUAGAAAAAAAUCUGAUCUCAUUGAAUUUCAUGAUGGCACAUGUGUUGAUGCUUAUGGUAUCAUAUUAAAUUUAUGCCAAUGGCUUCAAACAUAUUUUUAUGACGACAAUAUAAUUAUCAUACAAUCAAGUAAAUAA